Coccomyxa subellipsoidea C-169 is the source of this 206-nucleotide messenger RNA. RefSeq lists its product as hypothetical. NCBI's taxonomy places the organism in Eukaryota, Viridiplantae, Chlorophyta, Trebouxiophyceae, Coccomyxaceae. Bases 16 to 177 code for a protein of 53 amino acids. The transcript has a single exon. The record is from RefSeq and is a predicted model, not a curated record.
CUACAAAUAAUCACCAUGCGUUUAAUAUCCGAGAUACUAGACAGCAAACACUUGCGACCUGAGAGCAGACGCAAACCCCGGCGGGCUUUUGGUGCAAAACAGCUCUGUCUUCUAGUAGAGACUCAUUGCCAGGGGCGCUGGGACGGCAUGGCCUGCCCAAUCCGGAGAUCUGUCUAAUAUAAAACAGAAUGCAAGACGUCAAGGUA